AUGGCAAACACGCACCAGCUCUCAAGCGAGCGUCCUCACCUCGGCUCUCCUCCGAGCAAUGACACCGACUGCCUUCGACAACCGAUCACAACGUUCACAGCUCUGCUACGCGCAGCUCAAUCGACUGAUAUCGACACCCCUGCCGAAGUCAACCGGAUCGAAGCAACGAUAACACCUCAUUCUUCGGUAAAUAAGCGCCGGCUUCGAAAUCGCGUCUCUUGCCGCAAAACACGCCUCAAACGUAAACUCCAGCAGCAUCUGCUCGAGACUCUAGCCCGUGAACGUCAUGCGCGACAUGACUAUCUGGAACAUCUCGACACUCAACUUCGUUCCACAAGCAAUCACCACCAGCGAGACUGCAAACUCUUCCGUGAAUUUGCCGCAAAAAGCCUGCACUACGCACUGGUUGACCCAGAAUACGGCGGGUGGUUUGACGCCGGCAUGGAUCAAGAGCCACAAGCUUUUGGAGAGCAACUUGGAUACGACAACGAAGAAGUUGACCAUUUACAAAUGAGAAGAUCCAAGUGCAUAAAGCGCGGCCGUGGCGAUGACGUUUCGAGUGCACUCCGGAAGAGAUCCCAAACUUCACAAUCUUUGCUCUUCGAGCAGUGGCAACCAAUUGUUGAUGAGCUGCAAAAUAUCGACUUGCAGCUGCACCAGAUGGACGAGAAUGAGCUUAUCCCUGGAGUCUUUGAUCGGUACUGCUACUGGGAUCUCGUCGGUGUGAGCAUCGUAAAAGUGAAACAGGCCGGUGAAAUUGCUACGGUUGCAGUCUCCGGUGUCACCAGACUACGAUUUCGCGGCCGUCAUAUAAAGGAAGUUAGUAUCAGCACUAUUCGACGCGAAGAAAAUGUUCCUUGCGAUUUUAAUACGAGCAGCUUAUACACGCCAAAGCCCGAUAUACAGUCAGAAGCAGGUGACGCUGCAUGA
Molecule: messenger RNA, 930 nt
Organism: Peronospora matthiolae
Lineage: Eukaryota; Oomycota; Peronosporomycetes; Peronosporales; Peronosporaceae
Source: the annotation of a GenBank genome assembly